CGUGAUUAUUCCGAAGGGGAAGAAGGAGGAGGGGAAAGGAUAGGGAAAGGUUAGUUCGAUAGCUGGUGAAAGGAUAAGUUAGUAUGGUCAGAUCCCGACCUGAAUUUACCCAGUGAAAUAAGAGCCAUACCGGCUUGGUACCGCUCGUAUUUCCGGGGAUGUUGGUGUGUGUUCUUCCUGCAUGUUCAUUGGUCGGGGCCCAAUCAACGGCCACGGUCCUACUCCUACUCCGUCCGUUCAGUCCUGCCCGGGGUCCCGGACAAGCACAUGGGAAUCAUUUCACGGGGAGGGUGGAUUUUCCCCAGAAAAUCGUCCUAGGUUUGGGUCAAUGGAAGGUUUCAAACGAUCUACGGAUGGGACGUCUAGAUGCCAGAUGGAUAGAUGGGCGUCGAGUAAGAAUGUGGCUAUUUGAAGAGGGUGACUGAUAAGAGGGUUUGGAUGACCUCAAGAAAUGAGCUUGAGAAAUUCGACCGGGUCGAACCCACAGGCAUUCUUGGAAAUGCAAGGUGCGUCUCGGGGCAGUCGCGGGCCCCGAAAUCGGCGGGGCAGGGGUACGGAAAAGCUACUAGACAGUAAGCUACGGGUGAAUGUAACAGAGCAGCGAGAAGGCAGCCUAGAGGGAACGUGGCUCGGAGAGGG
Aspergillus welwitschiae is the source of this 639-nucleotide messenger RNA. RefSeq lists its product as uncharacterized. NCBI's taxonomy places the organism in Eukaryota, Fungi, Ascomycota, Eurotiomycetes, Eurotiales, Aspergillaceae. The record is from RefSeq and is a predicted model, not a curated record. The coding region runs from base 159 to 425 and encodes 88 amino acids. The transcript has a single exon.